Molecule: messenger RNA, 2277 nt
Organism: Loxodonta africana (African savanna elephant)
Lineage: Eukaryota; Metazoa; Chordata; Mammalia; Proboscidea; Elephantidae
Gene: PRKCSH
Product: PRKCSH beta subunit of glucosidase II
Exons: 18
Coding region: 42-1862 (606 amino acids)
Biological process (GO): N-glycan processing; liver development
Cellular component (GO): glucosidase II complex
Molecular function (GO): calcium ion binding; protein binding
Source: RefSeq, a predicted model, not a curated record
CUGCAGGGGACCGGAAAUGACGCAUUCUAGGCUUUUUCUUUAUGCAGCAGGAACUGUGGCUCCUGGGCAAGAGGGGAGCAGUGGGUAUUGACCUUUGGCCUCAGCCUCGUGUUUGGAAAGACUCCCCCACGCUUAUCGGAAGGAAAAAGAGCCCCCGCUACUCCGUGGGGGAAAGUGCAUCUCCCCGCAGCCUUCUUCCUUCUGUAGAAUCCGUUUCCGGCCUCGGAACCUCCAGGGAGAUGUUGCUGCUGCCGUCGCUGCUGCUGCUACUGCUCCCCUUCUGCUCUGCAGUGGAGGUCAAGCGGCCCCGAGGCGUCUCCCUCUCCAACCACCACUUCUACGAUGAGUCCAAGCCUUUCACUUGCCUAGACGGCUCGGCCACCAUCCCUUUCGAUCAGGUCAACGACGAUUACUGUGACUGCAAGGAUGGGUCAGACGAGCCAGGCACAGCUGCCUGUCCGAAUGGCAGCUUCCACUGCUCCAAUACUGGCUACAAGCCCUUGUACAUCCCCUCCAGCCGGGUCAACGAUGGAAUUUGUGACUGCUGUGAUGGGACAGACGAGUAUAACAGUGGCAUCGUCUGCGAGAACAGCUGCAAAGAGAAGGGCCGUAAGGAGAGGGAGACUCUGCAGCAGAUGGCUGAGGUCACCCGCGAGGGGUUCCGCCUGAAGAAGAUCCUCAUUGAGGACUGGAAGAAGGCCCGGGAGGAGAAACAGAAAAAGCUCAUCGAGCUACAGGAAGGAAAGAAGUCCCUGGAGGACCAGGUGGAGACAUUGCGGACGGUGAAGGAGGAGGCUGAGAAGCCAGAGAAGGAGGCCAAAGAACAGCACCGGAAGCUGUGGGAAGAGCAGCAGGCUGCCUCCAAGGCCCAGCAGGAGCAGGAGCUGGCGGCCAAUGCCUUCCAGGAGCUGGAUGAUGACAUGGAUGGGAUGGUCUCGGUGGCCGAGCUGCAGACCCACCCGGAGCUGGACAUGGAUGGGGACGGGGCACUAUCAGAAGGGGAAGCCCAGGCCCUCCUCGGGGGGGACUCGCAGACAGACGUCACUGCCUUUUAUGACCGUGUCUGGGCUGCCGUCAGGGACAAGUACCGGUCCGAGGUGUUGCCCACCGAUCAGCCAGCACUUCCUACUGACGUGACAGAGCCCAAGGAGGAACAGCCGCCACCUGUGCCCUCAGCACCCUUGGAGGAGGAAGAGGAAGAGGCUGAGGAAGAGGCUGAGGAGGAGGAGGAGGAGGAAGAAGAAGAGGAAGAAGAGCCUGAGGCACAGGGAGAGCAGCCCAAGGAGGCCCUGCCCCCACUGGUGCCUCCCCCGCCUGCUAGCGCCACCGAGGAGGACAAAAUGCCACCCUACGAUGAACAGACGCAGGCCUUCAUCGAUGCUGCCCAGGAGGCCCGCAACAAGUUUGAGGAAGCCGAGCGGUCCUUGAGGGACAUGGAAGAGUCCAUCAGGAACCUGGAGCAGGAGAUUUCCUUUGACUUUGGCCCCAGUGGGGAGUUUGCCUACCUCUACAGCCAGUGCUACGAGCUCACUACCAAUGAGUAUAUCUACCGGCUCUGCCCCUUCAAGCUUGUCUCGCAGAAACCCAAACAGGGAGGCUCCCCUACCAACCUUGGCACGUGGGGCGCGUGGGCCGGCCCCGACCACGACAAGUUCAGCGCCAUGAAGUAUGAGCAGGGCACAGGCUGCUGGCAGGGCCCCAAUCGUUCCACGACUGUGCGGCUCCUGUGUGGGAAGGAGACAGUGGUGACCAGCACAACAGAGCCCAGCCGCUGCGAGUACCUAAUGGAGCUGAUGACACCGGCCGCCUGCCCUGAGCCGCCACCUGAGCCGCCCGCUGACGGCGAACACGAUGAGCUCUAGCCAGGCCCAAGCCAGGGCUGAGGUCGCUCCGCCUAGGAAAAUGCUCAGCCUCAGCGGCCCCUCCACCACUGUCCCCUCCAUCUCCCUCCUGCCCAUCUGGUCCUUCUCCUGCCCCAGAACCUCAAGGCAUGAAUGACCCAGCCCCAGCGAGCUGCAUGCCCACCCUCAGCCUGUGGACCCAGGCUGCUCCCCCAGCUGCCUUCCUCCCCCGUGGGGACAGGAACAGUGUGGGGCUGUGCCCAGCUCUCAGGGGGCUGGGCAGGGCUGAGCCACACCCCAGGCCCCAGUGGAGCCUGCCUCCCUGUGUCCUUCCUGGUGGCUCACUCUGCCGCCUGCUUGGGGCAUCUGCCUCCCCUCCUGGUGGGGGUGAGUAACUUGACCUAUGACCUGAAAACAAUAAACAUGGACACCCUCA